AUGUUCUCGGCCGUGCUGCUCCACUGCACUCUCCUGCGCGCCAGCGCCACCGUCCCGCGGGGUAGCCGCCUCGUCGCGCAGUCCGCCGCCGACGACUCGUUUGCCUCCCAAGAGCUGGCGCGCACGUGGGAGAGGACUGGCAAAGGGAAGCGAUGCUGGCAGCCGGGUGAUGCGACGGGGGACACCAGGGACGACGCGCGGCUCCUCUUCACCUCUUGGAGACUGACGCCCCUACGGCUGCGCACGCGGCCAGGCUGCCUCGACUGCGUCCGCUGCCAGUUGGUGCUCUCGCACAUCGGGCUACCCUUUCAGUGCGAGGCGGCGGAGGGCGAGUUCGCGCCCGCCCUCUUCGGCGCCGGCGUCGGCAUCUCAGACAACGCGGGGAUCGCGGGCGUCGAGGAGAUUUGUGAGUUUGCGGAGGCCAACGGCGCGGCGAUGGCGGCGACGAUGCGGGACGUGACGCCGCUGGCGCCGCCCUCGGGCCGCGCGGAGGUGGAGGAGUGGCUCGAGGAGGCGAGGGCGGCGGCACUGGGCGGCGACGACGACCUGACGGGCUUGCUCGAUCGCCUCGCCGGGCUGCUGGGCGGCGGUGGCGACGGCGGCGAGUCGAAGGUGCAGUUUGGGGCGAGGGCCGCGCAGCGGGCGCGGCUCGCCGCCGCCUAUGCGAGCCUCUCCAACGGCGGCUUCGGGCUGGAGGAUGCCGCCGCCCUAGCCGCACUGAGUGCUCUCGCGAGCAGGGCCGGAGGCACGCACCAUUGGCCCGAGGCUGCGCGCGACUACUUCGAGGAGAGCCGCGCGUGCCGCCAAGCCGGGCUCCUCAAGCAGCCGCAGGGUGCUUGA
Molecule: messenger RNA, 840 nt
Organism: Emiliania huxleyi CCMP1516
Lineage: Eukaryota; Haptophyta; Isochrysidales; Noelaerhabdaceae
Exons: 1
Coding region: 1-840 (279 amino acids)
Source: RefSeq, a predicted model, not a curated record